CAUCGAAGGUCAUGGGGAAACGUCCUUCGAGCAGCCCGUAAAAUAAUAAGUACUCGGGAUCAUGGCAGCCAAUGUCUUGCCCAGGAACACAAUGGUGGCUCCAGCCAGCCCUCGGAAGUGGACGGGUUGAUACAGAUCUCACUAAAAGAAGCCAUAGCUUGGGUCCAGCCGAACGUCACUAUGGACGCGCUCGUUCAAUCGACGAUGAGGGUAGGGCUGAUCCCGACAGUUGUCGCUAGCUCGAAGAACACGACUGUUUUGGAAGCUUUCGCCACUGAGACUUGUGGAUCCUCAUCUUUUCGCUAUGGGACAUUCAGCUGCGCUGUUUUGUCUGUCAAAGUCGUUGUUCGUGAUGUACAGGAGUUGACAAUAAAGCUCAAUGGUGAUACUAUAGACCAGCACUUCGGAAAUUAUAGUGUGUCACACAGGCUUGACUCAAUCACGCUCUUUGAAAUCGCGCUCAUCCCAGCGGGAAAUUAUGUUGAGAUGACAUACUGGCCCGUCCGUGACAUAUGGGGUGCAACCCUCCGGAUGAUGCCAAAAACGCGUCAAUCUCUAAUUGUCGAUAGACCAGCGGUGGAUGAGUUUACAGAUUUGCUGGACGUCCUCAUUUUUGAAUCAACGUUUGGUGUUGUUGUUACCGGGCGAUUUAUGCCCACCACAGAUAAUCUCUGCAGCCCCUUUGGUCAGAACACUCCAUUCGUGCAACAUGCCGAGUCCAUACGUUCGAGCAAGCUUCAGCACUCAGGUGAAAGCUAUGUCGAGACGGUCCCACUUAUGGAUUACAUUUUUCGGUAUGAUGGCUGC
Molecule: messenger RNA, 807 nt
Organism: Bipolaris maydis ATCC 48331
Lineage: Eukaryota; Fungi; Ascomycota; Dothideomycetes; Pleosporales; Pleosporaceae
Biological process (GO): steroid metabolic process
Cellular component (GO): membrane; cytoplasm
Molecular function (GO): Delta24(24-1) sterol reductase activity; flavin adenine dinucleotide binding
Source: RefSeq, a predicted model, not a curated record